UGUCUUUGCAGUGGCCUGGACUGGGUUUUUUUCCCAUCAGGACAGAAAGGCAGUGCUCACUUGUUCCCCAGUAGACUUGCAGCUAGACUUUAUCUCUCCAGCUUUCCCAUCCCCUCCAGAGGCCUACGUCACUCCAGACCAGGGAGUGUGGGCCUUUAUCUGGCCUCCCUUUCCUCCCUGGGGACACCAGGUCCCAGGCAAGAGAGCUUGAAAGGCUCUCCCAUGGCAGUCUUCUUCCUUCUCCUUCUGCCCCUCUGUGGGCCCCCGCAGGCUGCUGCAGACAACAUCCAGCCCAUCUAUGUGGCCUUGGGGGAAGCAAUGGAGCUACCAUGUCCCUCACCACCCAUCCUACAUGGGGAUGAACUCCUGUCCUGGUUCCGCAGCCCUGCAGCAGGCUCCUCCACUGCCUUGGUGGCCCAAGUCCAAGUGACCAGGCCAGCCCCAGACCCUGGGAAACUGGGAAGGGAAUCCAGGCUCAAAUUGUUGGGGAACAACUCUUUGUGGCUGCAAGGGUCCAAGGAGGGAGACGCCGGGCGGUACUGGUGUGUCGUGCUGGGUCAGCGCCACAAAUACCAGAACUGGAGGGUGUAUGAUGUCUCCGUGCUCAAAGGAUCCCAGUUAUCUGCAAGAGCUGCAGAUGGAUCCCCCUGCUCUGUCCUUCUGUGUUCUCUGGUCCCUGCCAGACGCCUGGACUCUGUGACCUGGAUGGAGGGAAGGGGUCCUGUGAGGGGCCAUGUGCAGUCCUUCUGGGGCGAUGGGGCUGCCCUGCUCAUGGUGUGUCCUGGGGAGGGGCUUCCUGAGUCCAGGGGCAGUAGACCAAGGACCAUCCGCUGCCUCAUACCUCAGAACAAGGGGAUCAGCUUUAGCCUGGCAGCCUCUACGGAUGCCUCCCCUGCCCUCUGUGCCCCUUCCAUGGCCUGGGAUGUGCCCUGGAUCCUGAUGCUGUUGUUCACAGCAGGCCAGGGCUUCACCAUCCUGGUCCUCAGCAUCAUGCUCUGGAGGCGGAGGGCCCAGGGGGCUCAGUGCAGAGAUGCCUCGAUUCCUCAGUUCAAACCUGAAAUCCAGGUCUAUGAGAACAUCCACUUGGCCCAUCUUAGCCCACCUGCCCCUAAGAUCAGAUGA
Messenger RNA from Miniopterus natalensis, 1122 nucleotides. It is a transcript of the gene LY6G6F, whose product is annotated as lymphocyte antigen 6 family member G6F. NCBI's taxonomy places the organism in Eukaryota, Metazoa, Chordata, Mammalia, Chiroptera, Miniopteridae. The record is from RefSeq and is a predicted model, not a curated record.